AUAGAUUGAGGAAAACGAGCUUGAAUUGUUUCUAUUAUCGGUCUGCCUUUUGCUUGGCAGCUGAGUUUGUAUUCUCCAACACACGAUGUAACCUUGUUUUGUCUUUUGAGUAACUUUUUAAGUUGUCCUUGAAAUCAACAAGGGAAUGAUAAUGACUUUACAAUAACAUUUUGGAGUUCACUUUUGAAACUUGAUAUUAUUAUAUAUCUUUCCCUGACAAUAAAGUGCUACAUAAGAGACUAUUGGGAUUGCGGUACAUGUGGGAAGCAAGAAAUACGAAAAACUUAUGUUUAUUUGUUACCUUAGAUUGUGUGGUUGACUGCAGCGAAGGAAGGACACCGAAACUUUGAUUUCUGUACUUUGAAUUUCAUUUGCUCCUGCAGAUUUUCACUAGAAAUCAUUAGGGGAUUUUGUGCAGAUAUCUCUUUCAAACUUCGAUUGACACGGUCAUUACUUUCCUAAACCCCAUGCCCUAUUCUUCACUCUAAACCCUAAAACUCACUUCUUCCAAAUUAUGGGGUCAAUCUACAAGUUGCUACGAUUCAUUUCCAAAAGCCUUAGGAGGGUGUAUUCUAAACUGGCUAGAAAUGAAAGAAUUUUCGCUAAUUGGUUUCAACUAAUCUUCCUAGAAAUGAGGUAUUUUGAUGGCUGGUGAACCAGUUUGGUUUAUGUUCAAGUGAAAAAUCUUUUCGGUAGUUGGAGGUUUUCUUGUAGAGAAAUAAUUAAGUUCCUACUAAGCUUAAUUUUAUCUGAAGAUCCUCCUCAAGUUCUAAGGAUGUCAAAGUAUUAAGGGAUGAAGAGUAAGUACUAUUGUCAGAGGGGAGACUUGGUGCUGAAAUGCUAGAGGUUGGGACAUCCAUGGUCAUCUCCAGUAUAGUUGGAUUUGAGUCCAGAACUUCAAGCAAUCAAGUUUAUCAUGCAACGCUAUUGCUUUCCAUUCACUGCUGGAGGCUCUGGAGUUUCUCCGUGCUGCAUUAUUCUUAUUUAUGUGGGAUUAUUGUAGUUCUACUAAUUUUGAUGAAUCCUUCACUUGGAGUAAUGCUGAUUGGAGCUGUUCAACCUUUGUUGGAUUAUUUUGUUGCUGAUUUCGACUGGUCUGAAGCAGUAUAGAAGAAAGCAACAAUGUCAUGGAGUGUUUGCCUGGCUUGUUCAAGCCACUAGAUUUGUUUAAAAUAUUGGGUUCUUUGCUAAAUUUGUUACUCUCUGCAGGUUUUUAGGACUGCACCAGCUUUAACAUAAGAUACAGUUAAACCUGGAGAUGUCUUUUUCAAUGGACCAAGUUGAGAUUAAGCCUUCUGCAGCUGAAGGACUAGAGCUUAGCUGUCAGCAACAAAACGAAAACUGCAAAGUAUAUGAAGAAGAGGCUUGGGGGUCAUGCUCACCACAGUCAGCUCUAGGUUGUAUGGUCAAACAGGAAUCAAAUGAAGCAGAAGCAACUGAAUUGCUGGAUAAGGGGCUAAUGCAGUAUGGUUGCGCACAUUAUCGCAGAAGGUGCCGGAUCAGAGCUCCCUGUUGUGAUGAGAUCUUUGAUUGUCGCCACUGUCAUAAUGAGGCAAGGAAUAAUAUCAAUGUUGAUCAGAAGCUGAGACAUGACAUCCCACGCCGCCAAGUCAGUAAGGUCAUUUGCUCACUGUGUGGCACAGAACAAGAGGUCCAACAAGUCUGCAUUAACUGUGGUGUGUGUAUGGGGAAAUAUUUCUGCGAAUCCUGCAAGCUCUUUGACGAUGAUACAUCGAAGAGACAGUAUCAUUGUGACGGUUGUGGGAUCUGUAGGAUUGGAGGGCAGGAGAACUUCUUCCAUUGCCACAAGUGUGGUUGCUGCUAUUCAAUUCGUCUGAAAAACAGCCAUCCCUGUGUGGAAGGAGCGAUGCACCAUGACUGUCCUGUAUGCUUUGAGUUUCUGUUCGAGUCGAGACAGGAUGUAACUGUUUUGCCCUGUGGGCAUACAAUUCACACAAAUUGUUUGAAGGAGAUGAGGGACCAUUUCCAAUAUGCCUGCCCUCUGUGCUCCAAAUCGGUUUGUGACAUGUCAAAGGUCUGGGAGAAAUUCGACGAGGAGAUCGCAGCUACACCGAUGCCAGAACCGUAUCAAAAUAAAAUGGUUUCAAUCCUCUGCAAUGAUUGCGGCACAAAAUCUUUAGUUCGGUUUCACGUCUUGGCUCGGAAAUGUCCGAACUGCAAAUCGUACAAUACUCGGCAAACGCAGGGUUAAAGUGGCAAGAGUAGCAUUUGGAAAUGACUUGGAUGAUAUUUGUUUCUUAUUUGGUGCAUCAGCCAUGAGAAACCUCUGCAGGACUUAAUGGCACAACUAUUGGAGAAGAUUCGGUGUCCCUCGCGCUCGUUCUUUCGGGUUCUUUGGGAGUCGUUCGUGUAGCUGUAAUUUCAGAAUCGUUAAUGUAGUGCUCGUCUUUUCGUUUCUUUUCUAAAUGAACUCAUCUUGCCAAUUCUCGCCUAGACGAUAAAAGCAAACUUUCGGUUCUUGUUUA
Hibiscus syriacus is the source of this 2486-nucleotide messenger RNA. Its product is annotated as probable E3 ubiquitin-protein ligase RZFP34. The record is from RefSeq and is a predicted model, not a curated record. Bases 1259 to 2212 code for a protein of 317 amino acids. Gene Ontology annotation, molecular function: zinc ion binding; ubiquitin protein ligase activity. Gene Ontology annotation, cellular component: nucleus. NCBI's taxonomy places the organism in Eukaryota, Viridiplantae, Streptophyta, Magnoliopsida, Malvales, Malvaceae. The transcript has 12 exons. Gene Ontology annotation, biological process: protein ubiquitination; ubiquitin-dependent protein catabolic process.